GGUCAGACACAGACAAUAGCGCUGAGCAGCGAAGUGAUAAAAUCAUUCGUAAUUGGCUGGCCUACUCAAUCGACCACAAAUCGAUCUGUGUACAUAACACCUAAACAUAAUAUACAUUGAAGAGAUCAACUUUAAAAAGAUUCCGAAGCAGACUAUCAUAUGAGUCAUCUACUGUGUACUUAAUCCGAGAGGACUCGCGGAAUUUAGCUCGAAAUUAAAAACAACAUUGAUUAAUUUCUUACAGCCGGUUUUGCCACGCGUUAUUAGUUAGGAGUGAGGACAAGUUUUUAUUUUGUUAUACUGUUGUUCACUUUUGGUUUUUAGCCGCUCGCUGGGUGAUUUAUUGUUCCGAUCACGAAAAGUUAUCGACCCAAGGCCUUUUGCGCGGGGUAAAGUCAGUUUGUAGGAAGUUUUCCUAGGCCUCUCGAGGCCGUUGGUAUUUCCACCAUGGCGGCUGACAUACAGACGGCAGAGGCUUCGAUGAUGAUGUGUACGUUGACAAAUACACAGGAAUCAAAUAGUGAAAUACAAGCUAUGAUUAACGAGGUUCGUUCUAAGGCUGAACUCGCUGUAGGAAGAAACUAUAGUCACUAUGAAGCGACUCAAUUCGCAACUCAACUGGUAAACGGUGUCAACUAUUUCGUAAAGGUAAAAACGGAAGAAAAUAACUACAUCCACAUAAAGCUACACAAGGUUUUCGGCGGUGACGUCACGUUUACGUGCCUGGUUGACAACAAAGCGAAAGAUGACGAGAUACUUUACUUUUGAAUAAUUUAAUUGAUGACGUAGACAAACGAAAACAAAACCGUAACCUACCGAACCACCAGUCUCACGUCGGUUGGAGAACUGAUUUUUAUCGGCCAUAUAUUUGAGAAAUUAGGAUAAUGCUAUUAGAUGCAGGCUACGCCUACUUGUUCAGCCAUCAAGUUACGAAGUUUUAAUUUUAGGAGCCGAGGUACGUCAGCCGUUCGAAGGCCUAAUAAAAUUGCUAAAUAUUGAUGAUUUUUAUUAUUAAUAACUCUUGACGGCCUGGGAGUGACACGGAUACUAGGAUUGGUCAGACUUGUUAAGCUCUGCUACGGUAGGCCUAAACUUGAGGCACGCUUUUUCGAAAUGAUCCACGAAUAAUUAAAACUGAAGCUUAAUUAGGCGUGAUUACGAAAUUAAUAGUUUACAUAAGUAUAAUUAUAAUAAGUAAUACAAGAUUUAUUAUAUUAUAGUAUAAUAAUUUAAAUAUUGUGUGCAUUAAGGAAAUUUUACGGUACUAUAGUAUCGUUGCCAAUGACGUGGAUAUAGUUUAAAAGCAGGAUUAACGAUGCUAUGCCUCAAUAGUAUAUUUGACAGGGCCAUUGUUCUGUUCAAAGAUAUUGAGGCUACAAAUGCAUUGUUAAGCGCUUAUUUAAAAGCCAUUAAAAUUGGCAUAUUUAAUAAUUGUAUCCAUAAAGUACCGUAAUUAGUGUACAUCUGAAAUUAAGUAGAUUAACGAAUGUGACAGGUCUACGUUAAAGUUUUAGGCCCAGAUUUGUAUCAAAUGAUGAAAUCCUUUUGCGUGCCAAAUCGGAAGAAUUUUAUGCAAUAUUAUAAAGUGUUGCAACCAUACAACCUUUUGCUGCUCAUUUUGUAAAGUAUUCCAAACAGCAAUUACACGAAGUUGUGUUGCGUUUGCCUAAUUGGUUAAAACCGCAUGAAUCUCUCAUAAAUCACUUAAUAUAUUUAGACAUAUGGAUUUACAUAAUUACAUAAUUCAAAAUGAGAAAAGAUUGUUGGUUUUCACACGGUUUUAUCUACACGGAUGUUGAGGUUUCACGAAAUAUGUUGGUAGGAUUAGAAUCUAUAUGACAGCUAAAUGGUAGUGGUUUGUCUCCAAUAAUGACAGGCUGUAAGCCAAAGCUUGAAAAAAUAUAAAAUCCUUAUGCUGUUCCUUUAUUAAAGAAUUUAUAUUUUACCGCAA
Molecule: messenger RNA, 1951 nt
Organism: Anneissia japonica
Lineage: Eukaryota; Metazoa; Echinodermata; Crinoidea; Comatulida; Comatulidae
Product: cystatin-A2-like
Exons: 3
Coding region: 448-768 (106 amino acids)
Cellular component (GO): cytosol
Molecular function (GO): cysteine-type endopeptidase inhibitor activity
Source: RefSeq, a predicted model, not a curated record